AUGGAGGACGAAAUGAGCGAUGGGGACAUCGUGUGGGUGAAGGUGAGCAACAGCUGGUGGCCGGGUGAGGUGAUGGGCGAGUCACGCCUGUCCGAAGAGUUUCUUUCCUCGCUUCGGAAAAAGCCGCUAGCGGUGGUCAAAUUUUUCCAAGAGGAUUCCUAUGAAUACGUAAAAAAUCCCAAUUUUAUCUUCAAGUAUAAUUGUCCACGCAAGAACGAAUUUCUUCGCAAAGGUUUGGAACAAUAUCGUGCUAAAAUGAAACACAUGGAAAAGUUUCCGUCUGAUGUGAUGCAUGCCGAACGUGUAACAGGAGGUGAUCCGGACAUUGUUAAUUCAACUGAUUUCCAAGCACAGAAGAAGGAACGCUAUUCAGGUUUAUUUCAAGAUGGACGCUCAUCCACUGGUAAAGGAAAGAGCCCAAAAGAAAAACCAAACCCUUCAUCUUCAAAAAUAUUUGGAACACCCAUUUCGUUUGGGUCGGGUCGUAAAACGAUACAUGAGGUUCGAAUUUUAGCGCAACCUUCAAGCGCCUCAACCGACAGUGAAGCUAUUGCAGCUCUACCAGCAGAGAACGUGUCCCUCACUGGGGCACAGUCACUACUAUCUUCUCCCGGGCAAGUGUAUCAUUGUUACAAGUGUAACAAUUACAGUGCCAAUCGACAAAAUCUGAUCAUGCUGCACAUAAAGCAUUGCCGAGCAAGCUACACAGCCGCUAGUGGAUUAUCUUCGUCAACCACUACAACAUCAACGGCACCUGCUCGUAAAGUUUCGUAUGAAAAGGAGGAAGAAUCGGCUGAAGAGAUCGAGCUGGAACCGGAUAGUAAAAUCGAUCAGUCUAGACGAUCGUUACCAACGACAAGCAAGACAAAAUCCUUCGGAUCACCUAUCAGGAAUGUCGAACUAUCCAUUCCCGCUAAGGUUGAAUUGUCUAGUGAGAAACGAACGAGAAGAGGUCGCAAAACAACUCCAUUGAGCGAUACGCAGAAGCAUAAGAAACUCGCUCGUGGGAGAAAUAAACGGGGUCAAUCACCAGAGCAAGAUGAGAAUGAAUCAUCCGUAGCCAAACUAAACGACACGGAAGACAAUCGUGCGUCGGUAAACGCUGAUAAACCAGCAGACAUACAGGAAGACGAUGAGAAUCGGCGAGAUCAACCGAAUGUGGCAAGCGUUACGAUGAGCCGUGAUGAAUCAACGGUCAUUGGCAUUAAGAACAGCACAGACGUGAAAUUUAAAAAUGAAUUGCUUGCUGACUGGAGUGAGGACGAACAGGAAGAAGAUGAAGGUGUUAAAGGACAGGAGGCGGUGAAUUUGGAGGAAGAUAUUUCUGUUGUGGAGAAGAAAAUUCCUCCACCAAAAGAUAUUUCGCCUGUUAAACCGGUAAAAUCAGGUACCAAAAAGCAACAUAAAGAAUCAAAACAGGAAAGCAUCAAGCAGACUUUGGCUUCUAAGAAGGUGACAAAACUAGCGGACAAAAAUGAUGCAAGUACAUUUUGCGAGAACGUGGAAACUGCAAAGGGAGAGGAAGCGAAAAAUGAUCUGGAUAGUUCUCUAGAUGAUACUACUACUGCGGCAGCUGUAAAAACCGUGACCCUUGCAACGGUAUCUUCUGCUAGUGCUGCUAAUACGAUUGUUCCUACUGCCGCAACUGUCACGCCAACUGCAUCUCCGCACGCAACGAUCAAGUACAGGAACAUCCCGAAAAAGCAAAAACGUGAAUUCAUCGAAGUCACCAAUGACGAUGUAUCGAUGGUACAGGAAAAGCACACGGUACCAUCGCGCGAAGGAAGCACGGCAAGCAGUUCCUCAACCACUGGAUCCAACGAACUGUGUAUCGGGAAUUCUCAAUCUACGGCGCCCGUGCCGGCAGAGCGCCCGAUUAGUGCUAAACAGCUGAUACUGAACCGUGCUACCCGGGGAUCUAGUAAAUCGCUAAGUGGCGAUGAAAACACGACAACUACUUCGGUGUCGGCUGACAAUGGUGGUACGAUAGGCAAUGCCAGCACGGAACAAAAAUCUCAGUCAGAUGACGCAAAAAAGAAAACGGAGUCUUCCUGUUUCGAUUUUAACGACGAUGAAGAGGAACGACAGCAAUCCAGGGCGUCCCAUAUAUCCACGGCUACAACAACGGUACGAUUAGAUCGUAAAACAGAUCCAUCGGCAGCAGCACAUCAAAAGUCAGCUCUGCUUGAUCCAGAACCGCAAGAAGUCGAUCGGGACGUAAAGCUGAGUCAGGAAAUUGAUUCGCUGCUAUGUGAAAUGGACGUUUCCAAACUGCCCGAAGCUUUGAGCGACGUAAUGGCAGGCGUUUCCGAUAAAAUUGACUGUAAUCGUACGCUGCCGCCAAAGGAACGGGGCAAACGUAUUUUUAAAACGCGUAACAAAACUGCAGCGACGAUUUCGCCUUCGUUGUCUCCGAGCCGCAACGACUACAGUGGUGAAGUAAUUGCGGAAAAUAAAAGUCAAGCAGAGAAGGCGCCAGACAUUCAUGUUGGCUCGCAAGCAGCCGCUAGCAAUGUUGCAAAGGAUAAAAGUAAUAAGAAGCCACAGACCUGUGAGGAGGAAAAACGAAUAGUGAAGGAUAAGAACGAACCGAAGAAAGAGGAGGAUCAUCAGAACCCUUCCGUCACUUCUUCGGCGAUGAGUGAAGAUAUGAUAACACUGGAUGUAGAGCGGCAGCAAGCAGCAAAGAAAAAACGAAAAUCUGAGGAGAUACUGCUCCCGGACAGUAGCGGUAACGGUGAUCAACUGUUUUCGUCAUCCGUACGACGUCGAGGCAAGUUUACUAAAGGUCUUACAGAAUCGUCAGAAAGGCCGAACGAAUCCGCGUCGUCUUCACGCAAAUCGAAAAGGAACCGCCGGGAAGUUUCCUCUUUGCAAGAAACGUCACAAAUCACAGUCUCCAACGAUAAGGAAACUGAAGACAACAAUGCCACGGAACGUACUUCCCGGAAAAUGGAAACGACUGCUACAACUAUUGCAGUAAUUGCGGAUGGCAAUACGACGGUAAAUGACGCACUACCACUGAAGAAACAAUCCAUUGAAACACAGUUGCAACUGAAGAAGGAGGAACUGAUACAGACGAAAAAAUCCUCACCGCCUCCUUCCGUCUCGUUAGCGUCAGAACCAACUGCGACGGAUCUGCAAGUUGCAGAAGCAUUGAUUAAUCUUCCUGUUGCGUCAACAGUCCUGACACCGGUGAGUAGCAGUAGUACGGGUAAUGAUUGUGAAGAAAAAAAUGUACCGAUCAAAGUGCACGAUGCCGGGGAGCAGACGAAGGAACCUAAUAUGGUUGCAAGUUCGUCUCAGUCCAUUGCGGCGGUUGUGGGACAAAGCAGCUCGACUGCCAAGAGCAGCAGCAGCAGUAGCAGUAACAUGACCAAGAGUAUCAACCCUCGAAAGCGCCAUCUACAAUCGAUGAUGCUUACUACGACAGAGGAGACAAACCUUCUUUCAAAGAAGCUGGUCGUGGCGGUCUCUUCAGACUCUUCGGUACCAUCGCAGACAACUUCCACUUUAGAGGACGAAAUAGUCACUAUGAAUGUUGUAGUGCCCGUAAACCAAGACCCUUCAUCCAUUCCAGAGAAAAACAAACAGAAUGAAACGACAUUUGCCGAGGAACAAGCGAAGGAAUUGGCGGUAAAUGAUAAAUUCGACAUUAGCAACAUGCCAAUCGUAAUGGAUGAUUCAGUACUACUGGCGGAUGAAGCGUCUCCUGUAAUGAAUGCUGCCGCCAUCACGGUGAUGAAAGGUGUUAAUGGUGCCGGAACUACUGCCAAGGUCGGGACAGCACACCCGCUAACAACGACCUCUACGCGAGACAAACGGCAAACGACGGUGGCGACUGUGAAAGGAGGUCGUGCCUCCAAGGAGCAAAUUGUGAUAACGAGCAAAGGUACCGUACUAACCACCUCGACGCCAAGCGUAGCUUUCCCAUCGAAGUUUUCCACCUCCUCUAAAGCCGCGGUAUCUGUGACGAGCGCCAUCACUCUUAGUUCCAGCUGUCGUCUAGCUAGCUCAACUCCGACGCUACCACCGAAUGGUUCACAACAAACAUCCACCACAUCGUCAUCACCGCCAACAGCUGCUGCGUCGUCGGUAACUACGCAAUUAGUAGCACCAAAGAUCAUUCUAACUAAGAAACCACUAACGAACACAGCGGCAACACCGUAUGCGGCAAGUACCGUGAAAUCAGAUGCAAUAGAAGGUGGCAAAUCGAAAGCGCAAGACCGUCGCGCAUCCGGUGAUGGGGCAUCGUCCUCAGUCUCCUCUUCUUCCGGCAGCGAUGCAGGAAGCAAAAAAAGUCAUCGCGUGCUGAGGCUUACGCCCCAAAAAUUAAAAGAAUUCAGUCGUCUUGGAUACAUAGAGGAUCGGCAAGGCAAGGGCAAGAUGCUUACCAAGAGCGGGAUGCGUCAGCUGUACGGGAAGCAAGCACAGCUAAAACAGUUGCAGCGCGUUGACCAGUUGACGGCGAAAAAGAAACCUGCUCCAAUAUCUACCAAACUCAUAACAACGACGGAAGGUGCUGAUGUGGUCGAGGGAUCAGACAGUACUACCAGUCCUCGUGCAACCCUGCCCGAGGUGGCGUCCUCUGGUAGCAAUGUGGUAAUUGCGGCUGCAGCCGAUUCGUCCGUGCAGGAGUCAUCUGCCCUAACGGCACGCACCGCAUUGGCGGACCCAAGCGUGGCCGACAUCGAUGAGGAAGAGGAGAUGCUAGAGCAGCAUCAUAAGGUGACCACGGAAAUGGAGCUUCCCGCUUCAUCACUCGUCGCUCCAGCUGGGGCCACCAUUCUACUGGAAGGUUCCACGUCCAGCAGCGGAACCACCCCGGCAGAAAUAAUUCUUGGAUCGACAGCCGAGCUAGCCGUGGUUGGUGGCUCAGCGACGGAAGCUAGCAGUAGCAGCGGGUCGUCUACGGCCGCAACCAGCGGAGGUGUGCAAGAUUCCUCACAGUUGGUAGCUGUUACGGCCGAGAAUUUCGGUGGUCCGCCAAAUCUGUUUUACCUAUGUUCGGUGCGCGAUGAAACCUUCGUACGUGUCAACGAUGAGUUACUCUACCUAGACCCCUCGAACCAGCUAGUUGCCCUGCCCGAACAGCAUCAGCAACAUCCAUCCCAGCAGCAAGGGCCGCAUCAUAGCCAACAAGUGGCCGGCGCCCUGGCGGAAGAUAUUAUCCACCAGGCGGAGGUGAUUCUGCCUACCAUCGGUAGCAAUGGAGCGGAUCUGUCGGGCGAUGGCACUGGGGAGGUAGUAGGCAAUGCGGCCAUCACUGAUGCGACAGGCGCGGCCGUGGUAAAUGAUGGUCCGCAGCAAAGCUUCCUGCUCAACACGCAAGAUGGGCAGCAUAUAAUUCUCGAUCAGCAGAGCCUCAUGGCAUUGGCGGCGGGCGGUGAUACAUCACACAUUAUAACUGCGGACGGCCAACAAAUAGUACUGCAAGAAACGGCCCAGGAAUGGUUGGCGGCACUCUCUGCUAGCCAGCAAGCGCAGCAACCCGGAACAGUUAGCACGCUGGUUACACCGGAAGGGACACAAAUCAUUGUGGCGCAUGAAAAUGCUGGACUGAUCGAACUGCAAGAACAUCCCGUUUUACUGCCGACGGAGAUUAUGCAGGUCAACCCGAACACGACGAUCGAAACAAAUGCCGUGCUAACGAAGCCACCGAUCAUGUCGACGGUGGAGGUACCGAGCAAGAAUGGUAUCGAAUCGGCCAACCGUUGUGCGUCGGAGAAAAGAUCGGCGGUCGCUGUGUCACCGCGGAUGGCGAGCUCCUCCAUUACCGGGGCGGGUGGAUCAACGUCAUCGGGCCCAUCCGCGAUCGUUACCGGUACGAGCGCGAAUCUCGAUGAAACAUUGGCGGCCGUUAUUGGUCACGUACCGAGCAAUCCACACGUACCGACCUCGCUCGAGUUGCCGAUCACCGUCACCAAUCCGGUCAUUGCGAAAACGAGUACGGCCAGCAGCAGAAUUAACUCGGCCCUGUUCCCGCUCACGACGACGGCCACGGCCGUCUCUUCGCUGGCGGACCCAAUCCCGGCAGCGACAGCCGUGGUUCUAGUGUCCAGUGCGGAAGUCCCAGGUACGAUCGAUCGUGUUCCUUCCACAUCUUCAUUAGCAGCUCCGCAGCACUGUUCCUCUCCCACCAGCUCCCUGCCAGUGAUGAAGGGUGAUAGGCAUGCCCUGGAUGCGGACGAAAGCGUAACGGUUCUAGAUUGUAAUGCAAAACCAUAUCCACCAACCGCGGCUGAGCCGACGAUUGCCUUGUCUACGGAAGAGGACGAUAUACAAAUUCCAAACACACCGGAAUCGCAACAAAACAACGAACGGCACCAGCAGUUAGAUGAUGAGUUUAGCGAUGGUGCAGAGCGUGGGGACGAUGUACACAACGACAUCCGGCACCAUUUGCUCGAGGACGGUGAAGAUGACGAGUCGAAUUCGACCUGCAGCGAGAUUAUCGCCAUCCAACCGAACGUGGUUGUGCUGGAUGCUGAACUGUUGCUAAACAGUCCCCCGAACGAUGAUGGCAUUGACGAUGAGAUGGAAAACGAUAGCGAAGACGAGGACCGUAACGAGGUGGUAGUGCAAGUGCGGUCUUACUUCGAACAGCAGCAGCCCCUACAACAGCCCCAGCACCGAUCGCGAAAUGUUGCUGCACGGUCAACGAACGGUGGAAACGGUGAUGAUGGCCGCCCGGACACGAUAAACCUGGCCGAACAGCAUAAUAGUAGUAAUAAUGAUAGUGGAAUUGAUACCAGCAUGGCCAGUGCGGUUGGUGGUGGUGCCGUAUGUGAAGCCACCGCAUCAUCCGCUUCUGUCCGCGAGAGUGGCCCCGUACGUCGGACGAUCGUCGAACGAUAGAUGGUCCGGAGACGGAUAGUUUGAGAGUUGCUUGCGAGUUCCCUUAUUCUGUUUUCACUUAUAAACGGACACUCGAACAUGCACGGUGUUUCGUGCGUGCCUGCCUGGCGCGAAACUGUGUGUAGUGGGUACAAUCUGUGGACAAUAUUUAUAUAGGUAGCUUACAAUUAAUUUUAUUACCAUCCUUACUCGAUAUACUAUUCUCCUUUCUUUUCUUAUUGUAUUAUUAAAGUAUUUUUGUUGCUGUAUGCUGCUUUUAUAGCAUGUUGCUGCUAUUGCAAUUAGAAUAA
Messenger RNA from Anopheles moucheti, 7145 nucleotides. RefSeq names its product mucin-17-like. The transcript has 7 exons. The record is from RefSeq and is a predicted model, not a curated record. The coding region runs from base 1 to 6855 and encodes 2284 amino acids. Lineage: Eukaryota; Metazoa; Arthropoda; Insecta; Diptera; Culicidae.